UCUUCCUGCCCAGGUGUCGCUUCCGGGCCGAGGUGUAAGGUAACGCCAAAGCGGUUACCCUCACCAGGUCAGGAGCGGCUGCGGGCGGUGACCAGGAGCUGCGAGCCCGAGCUCUCGGCAACAUGUGCGGCUUUGAUAAGGUGAAGGGACCCCGGAAUUUAAUGAGAAAGGGAAUCACGUUGAUUUUUGUUGGGCACAUCAACUUCAUUGUCGGCGCAAUUGUUCAUGGCACGGUCCUGAGGCACAUUUCGAAACCUAAGGAAAAAGUGACUGCUGAGUAUUCAGUGGCCAACGUUAUUUGUGUCAUCUCAGGUUUGUUGAGUAUCAUAACUGGUAUCAUUGCCAUUCUGGUCUCACGGAACUUAACCAAGAUAAAACUGCACUGGGGAUUGAUGUCAAUCUCUCUACUAAAUACUUUGACAUCAUUGGCCUGUUCAGUUGGACUGAUGCUUGCCAUUGUGCUGACAGUAUCACUUGGUGGAAGGAACCUGAUUUCUGGCUGCAACUCUACAAUGGUGCCAGCUAUCUCCAACAGGGCAGCAAUAAUGAAUGAGUGCCCAUUUGAUACCACGCGUAUUUAUGAUACUACACUGGCUUUAUGGAUUCCAUCAAUGUUGAUGUCUACAGUUGAAGCAAUACUGUCUAUCCGCUGUCUUGUAGUAUCGAUGAUUCUUCGAGGGAUAGGGCCUUGUGGACAGAAUGAUAUGCUAGAUUGGAUCGAGGAGGAAAACCCAGCAAAAGGAAAGAAAGGCCAGGAAUUGGAAACUCAUAAACUCAUCAAGAAGAGCAAAGACAUCGAGGUGUAGUGAAGGAGGUCAACAUUUCCUUUACCACUUUGAUGCAAUGCUACUUAUAUUAGAAUUCACAUAACGCAACUGAGAGUGAUGGAUGGUUUUCGGAGAAUGGACAUACAAUUUUUGACAAUGAGGAUGCUGCACUGAUCAUUUUUAACUUUAACUUAGAACCUGAAGUUGCAUGUAUGUAAGAGUUACUGCUGUCCUCUUCUGCUGAUUGAGAUCCUCCCAAGAAAAACCACACCCAAUUGCUUUGUAUUAAAGGCAGAAAGCCAGAGAACCAAAUGCACCGCUGUGCAGUUUCCAGUUAGUGCCAAGUUUGUAUUAAGUCAAGAGUGUCUUAGCUGCUAAAUGGUUUAUAGUUAUUACCUAGAAAGGAAUCAGCCAGAUCUCCUGCUUCUAGUUGGUGUCUACACUGAAAAUGGGCACUAGCUGAAGAAAGGAGCAGGUUUGACUGUGAUUCUGUUCAUGAAAGAACAGUCAGCGCCAUUCAUUGCCUGUAGGAGUUACUAUUCAUUCCUUUCUGUUUAGGUCCCUGUAUAUGACGCACAGUAAAUCAACAGAACUUGUAAGUGGGGUUAUGCUUGUCUUUCCAGUUUCUUCUGAGAAUGCAGGAACUGCCUCAUGUUUUGCACAGAGUGCCUUUUCGCUGGUGAACUGGCUAAGAUUGGAAAUUUACCACUUUUCAACGAUGGAGACUUUGUGACUGCUGAAUUCUGUAAUUCCAUCUGUAUUGCCAGGCAAUAACUAGAUGCGGUCAGCAAUCCUUGGAAUUGGUACCUCAAGGCAAAGCCUCCAAAUGGAAUUAAAUCACAAAUUUAUUGCUUGUACAAA
Stegostoma tigrinum is the source of this 1628-nucleotide messenger RNA. RefSeq names its product keratinocyte-associated protein 3. The record is from RefSeq and is a predicted model, not a curated record. Lineage: Eukaryota; Metazoa; Chordata; Chondrichthyes; Orectolobiformes; Stegostomatidae. The coding region runs from base 123 to 806 and encodes 227 amino acids. The transcript is spliced from 7 exons.